ACUCGUAUUUGCACACGCAAACGUUCAUAUAUGUCAUUGCAACAAAUCUACGGUGUACUCCGGAGUUACGAGUAGAAAGACGAUGGUCAAUUCGUAAAUUUGGUUUAGUUAAAUUCAAUCCACUUGCGCUCGCGGUCGCUUCUGAUACAUGGAGUCUUCUGCUAUUGUUGUCGUUUAGCUGAUUUUUCGCGGUUUUAGACACCGUUUUAUUUCCACGCUUACUGCGCAUGAACAAAGGACUAAUAAAUGCUUCAUAUUUUAGACAAAUAAACUAAUAUAUUGUAAUAAAGUAAUAUAGAAAAAUACGAUUUCUUGUUGUAUGAGCUAUAUAUGUUUUAUACCAUACAUAUCAGUGUAAUAGUUCACAGUUGCCCAACGCAGUUUCUUUAGUGUAAAUCAAAGCAUUGUGCAUUUUAAAGUAAGAAAAUUUAGAAGGAUCUGGUCGUGAUAUCAGCACACUAUUUGCCUUUGCCGGGAAAACUCUUUAACUGGGAGAAGGUCGAUAUACAGAUAUGUGCGAGUUUCACCAUACUACACGAAGUAUAGUACAACUUACUUAUACGUAUGUGUUUCUGCUAGCUUUUACAAUGAUGAUUGCUGUUGAAGCUACGGGUACCGCACCGACAAUAUUGCAUAGUAAUAGUGAUAGUAGAGAGAAGUUCACAGCAAAAAUUGGAAGCAAUGGGUUUGUCGCCGACCAUUCAAAACAAUCUCAUUCAAGAAGAAAACGUUUGGUGUGGAUAACAGAUGAUGGUCGACUUGCUUUACCGCCAGGCACUGCACUUACAAUUACGCCGACAAUUUCAAUGCCAUUAGUCCGACAUCCUCCAGAGGGAUUCUUUUCGAAUGUAUCCAUUAGCUUCCCAUUGACAAUUGAUUUUGACAAACUUGGUUUAACGGAUGAAUCAAAUCCCUUGGGAGACUUGCCACCUAUAUUCACAAGGCAAUUUGGGCGUUCAACAGGUCAUGUGCUUGGAGAAUACGUGGCUCGUUAUCUCAAUUAUAAAACUAAACGAGAUUUGGCUGCACAGAGAAAACCUUUAGACAAGGAAACUCCCGGCUUUAAAAUAAAAAUUAAUUCAGAAAAUGUAGGAAAAUUAGAGUUGCCACGACUGCCGGAACAUUUUAAACAUGCAUUUCAUGGUGGCGAAAGAGUAAUACUUUAUGGAGUGGUAGAAGACUUACUUGGAACUUUCGGUAUAAAUGGAAAAGCCUGUUUACUACGUACAAUAUGCGAAGUUCAUUCCCGGAAACUAUCUCACUUUGGCGUAUUCGGCGAAAUAACGAAGCUGUUUUUAACUGCAACUAAUUCACCAUUUGCUGAACUUAUUCCGGAAUAUGUGCGCGCACAGGAGAUUGGAGAAGGUCGGAAAGCUCCCGGUGAAUGUUUUCCCUAUUAUAAAGAGUGUCCAAAGAGCAUAUUUAGAGAAACGCAAAAGGAUAAAUACAGUGAUUCACAAACGGACGAUUAUAAUGAAGAACGAGAAAAUGAGGUUAUCGAAGAAGAAGUCCAUGAUAAAUUAUUCAAAUUCUCAACUGCGAAGCAAACUGAAAAUCAGCAAAAAAGGAAAAAGAUAUUUAGCAUGUGAGAACUACUAGUAAAGAAAAAAUUUAAACACAAUAUACAUAAAUAGAAAAAGCUGUGAAUAGAAUUUUUUCAAACCGUUGUGUUUUCGUGAAAUUAAAUAACUUACAAUAAUGUUCUAUAAAAGUCAUUUUUAGCAAUUUGCUCAUCAAUCUAAGUCGAAUUUAUAAUUUAUUGUUAUUCUAUACUCAUAAUAUAUUUAUUUAAAUGUAACUAUAGUAUUUAUUGUUCUUAUACACAUAUUGUGUAAUUGUAUAUAAUAAAAGCAAGUAACUACGUUAAUAUUGUAAAAA
This is a messenger RNA of Bactrocera oleae (olive fruit fly), 1878 nucleotides long. RefSeq lists its product as uncharacterized. NCBI's taxonomy places the organism in Eukaryota, Metazoa, Arthropoda, Insecta, Diptera, Tephritidae. The record is from RefSeq and is a predicted model, not a curated record.